AUGAAGGUCCUAGGUGUAACGGUGAUAUGCGCGUUGCUGGGAGCCGCAGCGGCGGGCGCGGCGCUGCCGGUGGCUUCAACCCUCUUCAAGACCUUCAUACCAGCUCAAACUAAAUCCUUUGGAUAUUCUACUACGCAAUACAUCAACUCUUUGCCGACCUCGUACCAGGUUGGACUGCGUCCGCAAAUAACAUACCAGUUGCCUCAAUUCAGCUCUGUUGCUCCUCAAUACACUCAUUACGCGAUCCCCGGUGGCUCAACGUACUUCUCUCCCUUUGCAUCCUUUCCGUUUUACCCUGGAGUAGCCUCUAUCGCUCCAGUUGCUUCCAUUCCCACUGUAGUAGCAGCGCCCAGCUACCCGGGCCUGCAGCCUGUAGCUCCUGCUUUUCCAACGCAGCCUGAAACUACUCCCAUCUUCCCUACACAGCAACCAACACCCACAACCCCGGGUCAGCAGACCGGAGAUUCUGACACAUCCGUCGUAGAUUCAGUAGAUUUCCCGAACCAGGAUCAACAAAAGGAGAAUAAACCUUCCGCGCCCCAGUUUCCCCCUGCUAGCAGUUUUCCGAGUUACCCUCAAACUUUACAAGAUUUCCCGGCGAUACCCCAGAUCCCUCAAGGAUCCGAACAACCUUCAUUACCACAAAUCCCUCAGGGAUCUGAAGGACCUUCUUUUCCACAAAACCCACAGGGUUCUGAGCAGGGACCUUCAUUCCCCCAAAUCCCUCAAUUCCCCCAAGGAUCUGAGCAGGGACCUUCCUUCCCCCAAAUCCCUCAAUUCCCUCAGGGAUCUGGCCAGCCAUCAUUCCCCCAAAUACCGCAGUUUCCUCAGGGAUCUGGCCAGCCAUCAUUCCCACAAAUUCCGCAAUUCCCUCAAGAGGGCUCUGAACAGGGACCUUCUUUCCCACAAAUUCCUCAAUUCCCACAAGGCUCCGCGCCAGGUUUUCCCCAAUUCCCGCCUUUCACCCCGUCACCAGCUCCUUCGCCUUCGCCUCCGGCUACUUUCCCUGGCGUUGACAACACAGACAAAGGUUUGAACGAUGAAGACACGAUAUCUGUUGAAUCCGCGUAAGUUUAAGGUAUAAUUAUUUUGUAAAUAAAAAACGAUUUUCACCAAAAAA
Messenger RNA from Cydia amplana, 1120 nucleotides. RefSeq lists its product as uncharacterized. The coding region runs from base 1 to 1071 and encodes 356 amino acids. The record is from RefSeq and is a predicted model, not a curated record. The transcript is spliced from 3 exons. Lineage: Eukaryota; Metazoa; Arthropoda; Insecta; Lepidoptera; Tortricidae.